AUGUCGUUGUUCAAAGUCCGAGACUGUUGGUCGACCGUUUGCGGCCGGGGCGAGACUUUCGGGUGCGACGCCUUGGCGGUGGACGACCUGUUCGGCGCCGGCGAGGACAACAUCGUCUUGGGAAGCUUUGACGGCGUCCUCAGGGUAUAUGGUGUGCACGCCAACCCGCCGCCCGAUUUGCGGUACUCGCCGUCCGACCUGUUGAUCGAAGCGCAAAUGGACAGUCCCGUGUUGCAGGUGUGCACCGGUAAAUUAAUCAGCUGUUCGCCAAACAAAAACAUUGCAGUUCUUCAUCCGCUUUCAUUAGUCGUACAUGGGGUAAAUUGCAUAGCUGGAUCAACAGAGCAUGGCGAUCAGUAUGUAUUGGAAACGAUGUACGAACACAAAUUCGACCGGAGUGCAUAUCAAAUGGUCGUGGGCCCUUUUGGCGGCGGGUUGGGCAACAGAGAUUUCGUGUGCGUCAUGUCACUGGACGGCGCCGUCACGGUAUACGAACAACAGGCUUUCGGUUUUCGCACGRUGUUGCCCAAUUACCUGCACCCGUUUCCCAUCAAGUACGUCCGAUCCGUUGACGCAUUUAUCACUCUCAACUCUGACCUAUGCUUGGUCUGUUACAAGUGA
Diuraphis noxia (Russian wheat aphid) is the source of this 621-nucleotide messenger RNA. It is a transcript of the gene BBS9, whose product is annotated as Bardet-Biedl syndrome 9. The record is from RefSeq and is a predicted model, not a curated record. Gene Ontology annotation, biological process: cilium assembly. Gene Ontology annotation, molecular function: protein binding. Lineage: Eukaryota; Metazoa; Arthropoda; Insecta; Hemiptera; Aphididae. Gene Ontology annotation, cellular component: BBSome; membrane.